Molecule: messenger RNA, 2031 nt
Organism: Salarias fasciatus (jewelled blenny)
Lineage: Eukaryota; Metazoa; Chordata; Actinopteri; Blenniiformes; Blenniidae
Product: NLR family CARD domain-containing protein 3-like
Exons: 4
Coding region: 1-2031 (676 amino acids)
Source: RefSeq, a predicted model, not a curated record
AUGUGUAACGUGUUUUUCCAAGCUGUCCUCAACAGCACCAUGAGAGCUGAAAACACUUUGUUUUGGUCAGAUCUGAGAGAAGGACUGAGAGGAACCCAGAGCAGCUUCUUCUCUCCUCAAUUUCGAUGUGAAGACAGUCCAGGAACUUCUGCUGCAGUCUGCAAGCAGAAGCUGAAAUGUGGCCUGAAGAAGAGGUUCCAGUGUGUGUUUGAGGGAGUCUCUAAAGCAGGAGAGUCCACCUUCCUGAACCAGAUCUACACAGAGCUCCACAUCACAGAGGGAGGGACUGCAGAGGUCAAUGAGGAACAUGUGGUCAGACAGAUUGAAACAGCAUCCAGGACAGCAGACAGAGCAGAAACAAUCAUCAGACCAGGAGACAUCUUUAAAGCCUCGCCUGGAAGAUCUCAACCAAUCAGAACAGUGCUGACACAGGGAGUGGCUGGCAUUGGGAAAACAGUCCUGACACAGAAGUUCACUCUGGACUGGGCUGAAGACAAAGACAACCAGGACGUCCACUUCACAUUUCCAUUCACCUUCAGAGAGCUGAAUGUGCUGAAGGAGAAGAAGUUCAGCUUGGUGGGACUUGUUCAUCACUUCUUCCCUGAAACCAAAGAAGCAGGAAUCUGCAGAUUUAAAGACUUCCAGAUGGUCUUCAUCUUGGACGGUCUGGAUGAGUGUCGACUCCCUCUGGACUUCCAGCACACUGAGUUCCUGACUGAAGUUACAGAGUCCACCUCAGUGGAUGUUCUGCUGACAAACCUCAUCAGGGGGAAACUGCUUCCCUCUGCUCUCCUCUGGAUCACCGCACGACCUGCAGCAGCCAAUCAGAUCCCUGCUGACUGUGUGGACAGGGUGACAGAGGUCCGAGGGUUCACUGACCCCCAGAAGGAGGAGUACUUCAGGAGGAGGUUCAGAGAGGAGGAGCAGGCCAGCAGGAUCAUCUCCCACAUCAAGACCUCCCGAAGCCUCCACAUCAUGUGCCACAUCCCGGUCUUCUGCUGGAUCACUGCUACAGUUCUGGAAAAGGUGUUGAAGAGCAGAGAGGGAGGAGAGCUGCCCAAGACCCUGACUCAGAUGUACAUCCACCACCUGGUGGUCCAGGCCAAAGUCAAGAUGGUCAAGUAUGAUGGAGGAGCUGCCACAGAUCCACACUGGAGUCCAGAGAGCAGGGAGAUGAUGGAGUCUCUGGGAAAGCUGGCUUUUGAGGAGCUGCAGAAAAGAAACCUGAUCUUCUAUGAACCCGACCUGACAGAGUGUGGCAUCGAUCUCAGAGCAGCCUCAGUGUACUCAGGAAUGUUGACACAGAUCUUUAGAGAGGAGAGCAGCCUGUACCAGGACAAGGUGUUCUGCUUCAUCCAUCUGAGCCUUCAGGAGUUUCUGGCUGCUCUUCAUGUCCAUCAGACCUUCAUCACAUCUGGAAUCAACCUGCUGGAAGAACAACCCAAAACCUCCUGGUGGUCAAAUAUUUGGAGGGAGAAACCUAAUCUCCACCAUCUCCAUCAGAGAGCAGUGGACGAGGCCUUGAUGAGUCCAAAUGGACACCUGGACUUCUUCCUCCGCUUCCUCCUGGGUCUUUCACAGCAGACUAAUCAGAGUCUCCUUCGAGGUCUGCUGACACAGACAGGAAGUAGCUCACAGACCAAUCAGGAAACAGUCCAGUACAUCAAGAAGAAGCUGAGUGAGAGUCUGUCUGCAGAGAGAAGCAUCAAUCUGUUCCACUGUCUGAAUGAACUGAAUGAUGGUUCUUUGGUGGAGGAGAUCCAACAGUCCCUGAGAUCAGAAAGUCUCUCCACAGAUGAACUGUCUCCUGCUCAGUGGUCAGCUCUGGUCUUCAUCUUACUGUCAUCAGAAGAAGAUCUGGAGGAGUUUGACCUGAAGAAAUACUCUGCUUCAGAGAAGGCUCUUCUGAAGCUGCUGCCAGUGGUCAAAGUCUCCAACAAAGCUCUGUACAGCAGCCCCCCUCAGAGCACACCAGGCAGACAGGCCUUAUUCCACUGCCUGUCAGUGGAGCAAGGCCAAACCGACCAAUAG